AAAACCAAAUGCAACGCCCAGUGAAGCUGUGGAAGAAACGAAACUUGCCGUUCCAGGAAACAAAGCCUGCACGCGCACAGGUACAUAACUGCGGUCUACCCUAACCUGAUCUCGUAGUUUUGUCGUUGUUUAAAGAUGGAGAAGAGUUACGCGUUCAGUCAGCAUUAUGAGGAGAAAAUUCGCCCUUGCAUCGACACCAUCGACAAUUUACGAUCAUUGGGAGUCGAGAAGGACCUGGCGCUGCCUGCCAUCGCCGUCAUAGGAGACCAAAGCUCGAGGAAGAGCUCUGUUCUGGAGGCGUUAUGAGGAGUUGCUUUACCCAGAGGCAGUGGCAUUGUCACAAGAUGCCCUCUGGAACUCAAGAUGAUACGAUCUAAGGAGGAAGGAUGGCAUGGAAAAAUCAGUUACCAAGAUCAUAACGAAGACUUUCAUGACCCAGAGAACGUGGAGAAAAAGAUCCGUGAAGCCCAGGAUGAAAUAGCUGGACGAGGCCUUGGAAUUAGUGCGGAUCUCAUCAGUCUUCAGAUCACCUCUCCAAAUGUUCCUGACCUCACACUCAUUGAUCUGCCCGGGAUCGCACGAGUGGCAGUCAAGGGUCAACCUGAGAAUAUUGGAGAACAGAUCAAGAGAUUGAUCAAGAAGUUUGUUACAAAGCAAGAAACGAUCAACCUAGUUGUGGUGCCGUGUAACGUCGACAUCGCGACCACAGAAGCGCUACGGAUGGCACAGGACGAGGACCCAGAAGGCGAGAGGACUUUAGGCAUCCUAACAAAGCCAGACCUGGUGGAUAAAGGCACUGAGCAGACAGUGGUGGACGUGGUACACAAUGAGGUCAUUCAUCUUACUAAAGGCUACAUGAUCGUCAGGUGCAGGGGACAGAAAGAGAUUAUGGAUCACAUCACUCUCAAUGAGGCCACGGAAACAGAGAAGGCCUUUUUUAAAGACCAUCCUCAUUUCAACACACUGUAUAAUGAAGGCUUUGCAACUAUUCCCAAGUGGGCCGAGAAACUAACAAUCGAGUUGGUUCAUCACAUUCAGAAAUCCAUGCCUCGGUUAGAGGAGCAAAUAGAAACAAAGGUAGCUGAGACACAGAAGGAACUGGAGGUGUACGGUACUGGACCACCAUCGGAACCUUCGGAGCGAUUUAGCUUUCUGAUUGAUAAAGUUACAGCUUUCACUCAGGAUAUGUUUAACCUGACCACUGGUGAAGAGGUUAAAUGUAAAUCAGACCUCAUGAUUUUCCAAGAGCUUAGGGAUGAAUUUGCACGAUGGAAGUUCCUCUUGGACCGUUCGGGAAGGAUCUGUGAGUAAAUAAUAUUAAGCAGCUAAUUCAGUUAAUAAAUGUAGAUAUAAAGUAUUAACACAGGUAAUACUAAUAAUGUUUCAAGACUAAGAUUGAAGCUAUCAAGCAGGAGAAAGAAUCGCUGGCCGCGUCCAUGUUGAGGACUCAGUUCAAGAUGGAGCUCAUUGUUUACAGUCAAGAUGGCACAUACAGUCAAAGCCUCC
This is a messenger RNA of Triplophysa rosa, 1506 nucleotides long. RefSeq names its product interferon-induced GTP-binding protein MxA-like. The transcript is spliced from 8 exons. Gene Ontology annotation, molecular function: GTPase activity; GTP binding; microtubule binding. The record is from RefSeq and is a predicted model, not a curated record. Bases 364 to 1311 code for a protein of 315 amino acids. NCBI's taxonomy places the organism in Eukaryota, Metazoa, Chordata, Actinopteri, Cypriniformes, Nemacheilidae. Gene Ontology annotation, biological process: defense response to virus. Gene Ontology annotation, cellular component: cytoplasm; microtubule; nucleus.